AUGACAAUGCGUACCAAUUCGGUUUCAAUCGAGCAAGACAAUAAAUUGAAAGAAGCAUUUGCUCUAUUCGAUCGUGUCGGUGGAGGUGUUAUCCGCACGAAAGAUCUCGAGCAUGUCAUGCAAUGUAUUGGUUAUCGGACGACGCCUGGUGAAUUAGAGCAGAUGAUACAAGAAGCCGAUAUUGAUGGUGAUGGCCUUGUGAAUUUCAAUGAAUUCAAGCUAAUGAUGAAUCACAAAGGUGAAAAUCGGCUGAACAUAUUUAACGAUGAACUUCUCAACGAAGCAUUUCGAAUCUUUGACAAAGAAGGCAAUGGAUUCAUCACCGAAAAAGGACUCCGCGCUGUAAUGAAUAAUCUUGGUGAACAGUUAACUGAUGAUGAACUUCACGAUAUGAUUCGAGAAGCGGAUCUCGACGGAAACCAUCGAAUUGAUUAUGCGGAGUUUUCUGCGUUAGUUCGUCGUCUUCUUCAAGUAGAAAAUCUUUCGUCAAACUUAACAGCAGUCACCGGUGCAGGUGCAUAUGAAGGUCGAGGUAUAAUUCCAUAUAUUGAUGAUGAUCCCGAAGAAGAUGCAACGAUGAACAAGAAUAUCAAGUGA
Messenger RNA from Adineta ricciae, 597 nucleotides. NCBI's taxonomy places the organism in Eukaryota, Metazoa, Rotifera, Eurotatoria, Adinetida, Adinetidae. The record is from the annotation of a GenBank genome assembly.